This is a messenger RNA of Zychaea mexicana, 699 nucleotides long. RefSeq lists its product as uncharacterized. Bases 212 to 670 code for a protein of 152 amino acids. The record is from RefSeq and is a predicted model, not a curated record. The transcript is spliced from 4 exons. NCBI's taxonomy places the organism in Eukaryota, Fungi, Mucoromycota, Mucoromycetes, Mucorales, Lichtheimiaceae.
CUCAAGCAUUGAAGAAAGUGAUUUGAGAGUAUAUAAUCGCAUGAUCUCCUCACCACACGAAGGUUGCUUGCAUGAUAAUUUUUCAUUUUCACUGUCCGCGAGCAAACAGGUUGUUUAAGCAUUACUGUUCGCCACGCUCCCAAUCACACACUCUCUCCAUUCUCUCUCCCUUUACUUUGUGCAAACGUUAACGCAAAAAGCAAGAAGCAAAAUGACUCGUGAAAUCAUCUUGGCAAUCGACCCUGAAUCCGAGGAAGCUGAAAAAGUGGUCGCGUGGUCCUUGAAUAAUUUUCUCCGUGCAUCGGAUCACGUCAAUUUGGUAACGAUGCUGUACUUGGACGUUGAAUUUGUUGACCAUGAUUAUUCCUUGGCUGUGGACGAAAAGGAUAUCCUGCAGAUGGAGGAAAAGCUCAAAGCCAAGUUUUCCGUUGGAUUGGAAAAGCUCCGUACCGACUUUGAAGCCGCAGGCAUUUCCAAUGUCACGAUUCAGCUGUUGAAUUCGGAGAGUUCAGGUCCAUGCCAACGUCUGAUUGAGCAUCUCGACACGAUUCAGACCGAUUGUCUGAUCAUGGGCAGUCGGAAUCUGUCGGGCUGGAAACGGCUCUUUAUGGGAAGUUUCAGUGAAUACAUCCAAACGCACGUCCAUUGUCCGGUGCUUAUAGUGAAAUAAUGGAAAUAAAUAAGAACUUCUUAUUCGUA